AUGAUCCAUUCCCCAAACGUUACAGCGCCUUUCACUGUUCGUAAUCUUUUAAAUUUAGGAUUCAACCCGGCUAGUUACAAAGAAGCUGGUCCUGUCGAAUGCUUGACACACAUGACUUCGAUCCACGUAAUGCCAAACAAGAAUGAGGAAAACACAAACAACGGUCUGCCAUUACACGAAAACCAACAUCCCGAUUUUCUAUACCCUGAAACGCCGAGAUCGAUGUAUUUAAAGGCCGAUGUAUCAAACCAUCUCAACAGCUCGCAUCCUCCGCUUCUAGAACCCCCGUGCCCUCCAGGUAAGCCCUUAACGUCUUGUGUAUUUUAGCUUUAAAACGUAUAUUUGAUUUUCCUAUUUCAAGGCCUGUCCGUAAUUAUAAUCAAAUCUAGUAACACAAAGUAGGGGGAGGGAAAUUGCUUCAAGUGUCUUAAAAGAGCAACACCAUUGAAAGGUUAAGACAUUUCUCGCAUCCGUUAAAGUUUCUCGUGAGUGCGCUUACUGAUAUCUGUAUAUUUAAUCGUUCGCGCCUAAAUUUUAUGUGCGAUAUUAACGAUUCAGGCCGUCAGCGCGAUUCAUGCAAAAUCAGUGAAGAAGAAAGCGUUCGACAACUCACGUCAUUCACUUAUGCGAAAAUAUUUACUAUUUGAAAUCUUCGGGGCGUGGAAGUCUUUCACUACGUUAAUUACCACAGUAACCCCUCAGGCUAAAUGCUUUAUAGUGAUGGCGUUGUUGAUAGUUUAGGCUUUGUAUUAACAAAACGAAUUUUUCCUGUACGUUGCAGUGUCAAUGGAAUCACAGUUAAACAACAAGUCGGAAAGCCAAGAGAUCACUCAAGAACUGCAACAUACACAACACACUUCGCCGAGCGCCAACGAGUUGCAUCAUCAAGUAACAAAUACGAACUUAGGCAGCGAAGUACCUAAUAAACAGAAGCGUAUACGAAGGAAACCACGCGUACUCUUCUCUCAGGCUCAAGUCUAUGAGCUCGAAAGGCGGUUCAAGCAACAGAAAUAUCUCUCGGCUCCCGAACGGGAUCACCUCGCGAGUAUGCUUAAACUUACAUCCAACCAGGUAAAGAUCUGGUUCCAGAACAAACGCUACAAAUGUAAGAAGCAAGCGCUUGAAAACAAAGCAAGGUCAGCUGGGAUGGAGUCAUGGUAUGGGCUCCCGCCAGAACCUAGGAGGGUAGCCGUUCCAGUGCUUGUCAGAGAUGGAGAACCAUGCUUAGGGAGAGAGCCUUACGGCUUAAAUAUGAACAUGAAUAUGAACAUGAACUUCGCCCCACAUUAUAUGAACAUGUACCCGCCACCGCAGAACAACCAUCUAGCAAACAGAACAUGGUAAAAUCAGUGUUAGGUCUAGGCCCGCGAUAAGCGUAGAGAACAAGCUUUCGCUGUGAUACUGCAAGGCAGGUCCAUACAGUGAACGGCUCUUAUCAAUGACACAAAGCAGAACGCGAGAUAUUUAAAAUUUUCUGGUGAAAGGAGAGAGGGGAGAUACAAAGAUGUGAGAAACACGAACCAGAAUGUAAUGUCAGAGCAACGAUAGUAUUUAGAGAAUAUUUUUAAGAAAAAGAAUUGCGGCUUAUGUCUAUUGUGUAAAAUAAGGAAAAAUGAAGAAAUGUGUAUAAUUAUUGAUACUAAAAGUUAAACACUGUUCAAAAAGCAUACACUCAACGCUCAGUCUUGUACACAUUUUAAAAACCACGUUUAUAUAAGCCUUUCGAGAGAGGCGCUAGUUUGUCACUUAACGCUGAUAAAUUUCUCACACAAAAACAGUAUAAUAUUUCACCACAGUUAUAUUUCCCACAGACGAAGUCAAAGCAUAAAUUUACAAAUAGGAAAAAGCUAGACAAAUCAAGAGUGUUGGGGUGUCACAAGAAGCUAAUACACAUGUGACACUAACCGCCUCAAUAUCAACUGGACACGGAUAAAAUACUGAAUUGACAUCAUUUCGUAGUAUUGAGCACUGGUUAGGGAAAAAAUUAAUUCAAGAUGACCUAUGUCACCACAGAAAUGUUUUUCAUCUGUACGUGUGUUUUGUUAUUUUCAUUAAACCAUGAUGUUUUAUUUUCAAGAAACAGGCAGUUUCUACUUCGUGCAUUUUUUAUCUGUGAUUUUAAGUGAGAGCCAGCUUUGGAAUUGAGUAGUCAUGACUUAUGCGUGAAAUAGCGAUAUCUUGAUGACUGGCAUGCGAUAAGCAAUAACAGAACAAAAUUGAAAAGCAAGCAACUUGUCAAGACGAAUCACGGUUUUAUAAUGUCUAAUGUUCAUCUCGCCAUACGAGAAUAAAUAAUGAUAAAAGCGGACAGACGUUGCUUGGAGCAUAUAUACCGCGGGGAGAAAGACAGCUUUUAAAAUAAUUACAUUCAUUCACUACAACUUAAUUGGCGAUUGAUGGUAUACACAUUGAGAUUCCGAGACCAACCAUAAGAUGCAAAACACAAGUCUAUUAUGAGAUAGCCAUUAAAGUGUAUGUUCCGAGUCUCAAGUCUGUCGGCUUGUCCAUGUCAGCUGUUAAUACACCAUCGGUAACUGCCUUUUCAAACUUUUUUAACUUACAACUUACAUAUUUUUUUAAUGUUUAGUUUGUUUCAACACAUUUUCUUAAAAACGAAUAAAAUAUCACAAUGAAA
Molecule: messenger RNA, 2635 nt
Organism: Porites evermanni
Lineage: Eukaryota; Metazoa; Cnidaria; Anthozoa; Scleractinia; Poritidae
Source: the annotation of a GenBank genome assembly